Oldenlandia corymbosa var. corymbosa is the source of this 1118-nucleotide messenger RNA. The record is from the annotation of a GenBank genome assembly. Lineage: Eukaryota; Viridiplantae; Streptophyta; Magnoliopsida; Gentianales; Rubiaceae.
CAUUUUUGUGAUUACGUCAUGAUGAAGAAUAUAAUGAUCAUGGCACCCUUGUUUACAUUUUUACUUCUCUUUACCCUCCCUUGUUUGAUCUCCUCAAAUAUUAUUUCAAUUCGUAGAAAUAUCAGUAUCACCGCAUUCGAAAAGAUCCCAUUACCCCCGAAGGUGACAACCACUGGAGGCUUCACAUUUGACUUGUUCAACAAAGGUCCGUACAUAGGCGUCCUUGAUGGCAGAAUCUUAAAGUACAACAAGAUUCGUAGAACUUUUGAAGAUUUUGCUUAUACUUCACCAGAUCGCACCAGCGCAUUCUGUGAUGGUACAACAAACUUUAAUAAAUUACAAAUUUGUGGAUUUCCUGCUGGAUUGAGUCCAGACCCCAUUACGGGCAAGAUAUAUGUUACUGAUUCAUCCCUUGGGCUUGACAUUGUGGGAAAUUUCGGGGGACUUGCAACUAAUUUAGUCCCUUCUAAAGAUGGUGUACCUUACCAUACGCUUAACGACCUCUAUGCUGCUAUAAAUCGCAAAGUUUACUUCGUCGAUGCUAGCAGUAUAUAUAAUUUAAGAGAUAUCAACACUUCCAUACUAACUGGAGAUUCAACCGGAAAGCUAUUGGAGUAUGAUAGUAGAACAAAAGUAGUGGUUGAAUUGCUCACAGGGUUAGGAGCUCCGGCAGGGGUGGCCUCAGACAGUGUAGCCUCGAGUAUCUUUGUUUCGGAGUACGCGGCUCGUAGGAUCCAAAAGUAUUAUAAAAAAGGAGAUAAGGCGGGUAAUUCUGAAGUUAUACUCUCAGGUCUAGGGAAUCCAUUCCAUAUUACGAGAAUUAAGGGGGAAGAUGAUUUUUGGGUUCCGAUUAACAAUGUGGUAAAUGAAACUUAUGCAAAUACUCAAGCUGUGAAGUUUAAUAUUGAUGGCCAAAUACUAGCAAUACUAGACCUCACUCGAGAGUUCAGUCAACUCGUUACAACAGUUUACCAACAAGGUAACGAACUAUACGUGACGGGGCUCAACACUGGAUAUCUUGGCAAAUACAUGUUGGUAUAUUCUUAGUAACAUUGAAUAUGUUGAGAGACGCUAGGUUAAUGUUGUUGAAGUACGGGGAAUAAUUAUUCUCUCUCCGU